GACCAGACUCAAGCACUCAGAACCUCGACAAUGGACCGAGUUUAUGAAAUUCCGGAGGAGCCUAACGUGGAUCCAAUUUCAUCUCUGGAGGAAGAUGUCAUCCGUGGGGCCAACCCCCGAUUUACCUUUCCAUUUGGCAUCCUCUUCUCCACCUUUUUGUACUGUGGGGAGGCUGCAUCUGCCUUGUACAUGGUUAGAGUCUAUCGAAAGAAUAGUGAAACCUACUGGAUGACAUACACCUUAUCCUUCUUUAUGUUUUCAUCCAUUAUGGUCCAGUUGACCCUGAUUUUUGUUCACAGAGAUCUGGCCAAAGACAAGCCGCUUUCAUUGUUUAUGCAUCUAAUCCUCUUGGGACCUGUUAUCAGAUGUUUGGAGGCCAUGAUUAAGUACCUCACACUGUGGAAGAAAGAGGGGCAGGAGGAGCCCUAUGUCAGCCUCACCCGAAAGAAGAUGCUAAUAAAUGGCGAGGAGGUGCUGAUAGAAUGGGAGGUGGGCCACUCCAUCCGGACCCUGGCCAUGCACCGCAAUGCCUACAAGCGUAUGUCACAGAUCCAAGCCUUCCUGGGCUCAGUGCCCCAGCUGACCUAUCAGCUCUAUGUGACUCUGAUCUCUGCAGAGGUCCCCCUGGGUAGAGCUGUGCUAAUGGUCUUUUCCCUGAUAUCUGUCACCUAUGGGGCUACCCUCUGCAAUAUGUUGGCUAUCCAGAUCAAGUAUGAUGAAUACAAGAUUCGCCUUGGGCCGUUAGAAGUCCUCUGCAUCACCAUCUGGCGGACAUUGGAGAUCACUUCCCGCCUAGUGAUUCUGGUGCUCUUCUCAGCCACCUUGAAAUUGAAAGCUGUGCCCUUCUUAUUGCUCAACUUCCUGAUCAUCCUCUUUGAGCCCUGGGUUAAGUUCUGGAGGAGUGGUGCCCAGAUGCCUAAUAACAUUGAGAAAAAUUUCAGCCGGGUCGGCACCCUGGUGGUGCUGAUUUCCAUUACUGUCCUCUAUGCAGGCAUCAACUUCUCUUGCUGGUCAGCUUUGCAGUUGAAAUUGGCAGACAGGGACCUUGUUGACAAAGGUCAGAACUGGGGACAUAUGGGCCUGCACUAUAGCUUAAGAUUGGUAGAGAAUGUGAUCAUGGUUUUGGUUUUCAAGUUCUGUGGAGUGAAAGUGUUAUUGAAUUACUGUCAUUCCUUGAUUGCUUUGCAGCUAAUCAUUGCUUACCUGAUUUCCAUUGGCUUCAUGCUCCUUUUCUUCCAGUACUUGCACCCAUUGCGCUCACUCUUUACCCACAACGUAGUGGACUACCUCCAUUGUGUCUGCUGCCACCAGCACCCUCGGGGCAGGAUUGAGAACUCAGAGCCAUCCUGUGAUGCUGAAGCAAGGCCAAGCAUUGUCUGAUUCUAUCUUCUGGGUAUUUGGGGAUAGGUUGGGGUUUGCCAAGAGCAACUUUGAAAUUGAAGGAGAGGAUGAGGCUCUUAGGUGAGUACUCACUAGGAUAUUUUCUUGAAUUUUCUGGUAAGCCUAUAAGAAGAAAGAACAGCUCCCAAAUAGGUUUUAUGUCCUUAAGAUUGGUCUGUUUGGAAAAGGGGGUAGCUACUGUAUACCAAGAAGGAUCAGAGAUAUGGUGAACACCCCCUCCCACCCAGGGAAGCUGUGGCUGCCCGAGGGGAUAAUUUACCUCCAAGCACCUUAAGCUCUCUGGGUGUGAUCUUGUAGCUCUGCUCAUUUGCUUGAGGCAUUACUGAGUUUUCCUAGGGCUGAGAUGAAGGCCCAGAAUUCCACCAGAACAUAUCUGGACUGAUUAGAGAGUAUGACAACUUGCUAGUUAUGGGUACCUCCCAGGAACCUGGCUGGUUAAUGUGGAAUUGUAACUGUAAGCAUGGCUGGUUGUUUUUUGUUUUUGUUUUUGUUUUUUUGUUUUGUUUUUUUUAAUUCCAAUGAGAAACUCUGGUUUAAGAAGAAAACCCCCACUAUUAAAAGAGCUGCUCCCCAAACAAGUUAGCUUUCCAUUAGGGUUUUACUAGUGAUCUUUCAUCAAAGACCUCUCUUUUCAAGCAGCCCUUCAUAGGCACACUCUGAGGAGGGAGUGCUGACUAGGAUUCCUUCAGGGCAUAAGCCAGAAUGACUCUUUCUCAGGGACCUGCAUGGGCACCAGCUUGUGGAAUGGAGUGGUUGAGGAAAAUCUCUCACUUCAUGCCUCAUUAUCAGGAAUUCCCUCCAACCUGGUUUUUCUGUGCUCUUGGCAUUUGACUACUUGAUAUAGAUUGCAGAGAGGCUGAACUGUAAUUAAAAAUGUUUUUAAUGUAAGGAAGAAAUGAAGAUUGCUUUGCAUCUCCUACUAUUCUGAGUAUUUUGCUGGGGUUUUUUUUAGGGGAUGGAGAAGGUAAUAAUAGCUGGAAUAUUACCUUCAUGCUGUUUGGGGUUUAGAUGGCAGCUACUACUACUACUACUACUACUACUACUACUACUAGGGAAACGAGAUUACAUUAACUCAUCAUUGGUACUGGUUUUUGCCUACAGGAUUUUAUUUUGCAAUAAGGAAUGUUUAUCAACCUUCUGCUCAUUCUCAUACCCCCAGUGGAUGAAUACAUAUCUCCUUUUUUCAUGUAUCUCAUAUCAGUUGGGUAUUUUGAUGGGAAUGUCAGCUAGAUGCCUCUAAGGUAACCAAGAAAUUGAGGUUAGGAGGGCCACUGCCACCUGGGACCCAGUAUCUCAGUAUUUGAGAAUUCCUAGUAGCAUGUACCAACUGUUGCUACUGCAAGGUUUUGAGAAAUUGUGAACAAUCUGACCUAAAGCUUCUCAUUCCCAUGUGAUGCCCACCUAAAGAUCACAUUACUCUUGAGAUCACAUUAAGAAUUUUAGCCAUUUCCCUUCCUCUUAUCCAGUGUCAUGACUUUAUGGUAGAGGUAUUCCCUCUUUUUAAGUAGCGGGGCUCUUAGCCAGAAUGGUCCUAUUUCCUGGUAUGUCUAGUGUGGGUUUUCCCAUCUUCAACCGCUGUUUGGGGCUAAAAGGAUUGGAUAAUUGAUUUGGGGAAGAGUAAAGUGACUCGCUUUGGAGCAGUGAAUAUUUUCUUUUCCAGUCCAACUCCCUCAUUUUAUCUUUGAUGAUGAGACUUAGGUUGAUGUCAUAAAAAGCUCAUACUCUUGUCUUCUGACUAUGUAAUUUAAGGUGAAUUUGAAUGAAUCUAUUAGGCCUCCAGAAGAACACACUGUCUCUUGGAAUUCAAGCAAUAAUUUCUCCCUAGUGGUUAAUAUGCCCUUCUAUUAAAAUCAGAAGCAGCGUGGAACUGUAAUUUAGUCCGUAAAAGGCAUGUGAAUCAGCUUACUUAAGGUACAGGUGUGAUGAGAACACAGUGACACACACCAAGCCAAGCAGGCCAAUUAGAGCUAGAGUGGAGAUACACAGGGCAGAAACCAUGUGCCUUGGCACUAGACCGGGUGUAUUUUUCCCCCCACAUAGCCUCCCCAGCCUCCAUGACUUAAUAUCUCUGGAAUGCAAGGAGUUCAGGGUGAGGGGUAUGGAGCACCUUGGGACCUGAAAAACCUGCUGCCCUUUCCUUAGGAGAAGAGAGUCUAGCCAUACCUUAUGCAAAUGAACUCUCAAAACCUCCUCUAGGUGGUGGCCUUCCUGUUGCACAGCAGUAUUCUAGAUACACAGGAAAAGGAGAAAUUUCAAAAUACGAUGGUAGGGCAAGGGAAGUGCUCCUAUCUGCAUACACCUCUUUAACUGCUCUCUUUUUUGCACUUUGAAAUCUUAAAGCGACACAGGGUACUUGUGUAGGGGCAAGUCUUAGUGGGAGAGGAGGCAGAGAUGGGGCCAGCAAAUGGGUCUUGGAAAUGGAAGGCAGAACCAUGAAGUUUGGGGGAAAGAGAGGCUGAUGUAGCAACAGCUUUUUUUCAUAUUAUUGGAAAUUCGGUAGGCUAAGUAUGGGCAAAUGGACCUGUUAAGGAAAUGUAUUAAAUAAACUAAUAGUUGUCAGUUUCAUUUGUUCCACAAAUACUUUGAAGGCUAUGGGGCAUAGAACUGUGAGGCACUGUAGGAGAAUUAAAUAAUAUCUAAUAUUUAUAAGCAUUUACUGUAUAUCUGGCAUGGGUGCUUUAUAUGCACUAUUUCUUUCAUUCAGUCCUCAAAACAACCCUCAUGAGGUUGGUACUAUUAAUCCUUCAUUUUACAGAUGAAGAUUCUAAGGCCUAGAAAAGGGAAGUGACCUGCCCAAAGCCACAGGUCAUAUCAGAGCCAGGAUUCAGUUUUAGGCACUCAGGCUCCAGAGCUUCCACUCUUAAUCAUGACACAAGCCUCUAAAUCCUCUUAGGUCCUUUGUGGAAUUAUUUUAAUAUGUUAGCGGUUCCAGGAAUAUUUUCUGGGCUAUCGUUGGGUUCAUCUCAAGCAUUCUUACAAACACUCGUAAUCAAGAGGCAUCACUCAACUUACCCUAGAGGAAAAAGGUCAAGUCCUAAAAGGCCUGGAAUGAAAUUGAGUAUGUGUUCACAUGUAUUUAUAUGUACUUAUAUUUAUGUUUACAUGUAGUUAUAUACAGGGAGUGGGAGAGUAGGGUGAGGGAUAGUGGUAGAUGGACCCAUUUCCUUUCUAAUUUCAGGAUUUUGUUUCCUGUGUGUUCUUAAACCUUCUAGACCCUGUUGUGGUAAUAAAACUGGAGGGAGCAAUUCGUACUUAGGUUUGUAGGACUCUCCUCACCCCCACCACCUCAAACAACCAAUCACAGCAGGGGAGUGCUGAAGCCUACUCUCUUAUACUUCCUCUUAGCAACAUUGUCCUUACACCUCCUGAGAA
Messenger RNA from Canis lupus familiaris (dog), 4773 nucleotides. RefSeq names its product XK related X-linked (gene XKRX). The record is from RefSeq and is a predicted model, not a curated record. Gene Ontology annotation, cellular component: membrane. The transcript has 3 exons. NCBI's taxonomy places the organism in Eukaryota, Metazoa, Chordata, Mammalia, Carnivora, Canidae. The coding region runs from base 31 to 1380 and encodes 449 amino acids.